ACUGUUGUCAUCACUCUUCUGGUGAUUUGUCUGUUCAGGCAGCAGGCAAAGGACAUAGUCAUUUUCAAACAUUUGUUUUUAAUCUGUAUUUUAGGGUUUUAACAGCACUACAACAACAAGCUGGAACUCUGCUUAAGUUACCUUAUGUGGUCAUGGACAAUCAACAUAAGCACGGAGGGUCAGACAGCAGAGAGUCUCAUGGGCUUCAGAUUUCAGAGUUACACAAAGCUUUGGCUGAGGUGAAAUCACUACCUCGUGACAUCACACAUAUUGACCCGCGUAACAUCCGCGCCUCCCUCUCAGUCCUAAAGAACACAGAGAAGGGCACCUCGAACACUCGUGGGUCCUUCAGAUCCAGAGCCACGCUCCCCGAAAACAUGAGCCAGCUGUCCAAUUGUCAGUUUCCGAGGCGGGACCAGCUAAGAGAGAGCUUAUCCGCCCCAGUGCCUCUUCCUGUUCCCAACGCUGCGUCAACCUCAGCUGAGGAAGGACAACUGCAGCCCAGCUUACCGUCCUCACAUCUUGUCUUCCUUGCUCACCUGGUAGAAAAGUCCAAGAUGCUGCCGUCUGACUCCAUCUUUUCUAUUGGAGAACGGCUUAAGAGGCACGAGAUACAUCCACACAUACUGGGUGUGCAGGCUUGGAGCAAACGAAGGUCCUGUGGGCCACAGUGGAUACGGCCAAAACAGUUUCCCCAAACAGGGUCAACCACUGAAUGGUUCUUUGAGGAUCUGGUGGACCUCCAGAGGAAGCUGUUUUUAGGUGCCUCAAAGCAAACUGGAUUUCAGAGGAACAAGAAUUGACUUGCCACGACUUGUAAGACCACUCAGCUGAAGAGAGUCGGAGACACAGAAAAGAUUAAAUGAAACCGAAUAAUUAAAACAG
Messenger RNA from Acanthopagrus latus (yellowfin seabream), 885 nucleotides. RefSeq lists its product as uncharacterized. The transcript is spliced from 3 exons. The coding region runs from base 153 to 803 and encodes 216 amino acids. The record is from RefSeq and is a predicted model, not a curated record. Lineage: Eukaryota; Metazoa; Chordata; Actinopteri; Spariformes; Sparidae.